CGCCCGUCCACUCCCUCGCCGUUCCGUCUCCACUUCUCUCCACGUCUCCACGGCCACGCCCGCAGGCAGCAGCAGUCCUAGUCGUCUCUCUCUCUCUCUCCCCGCUCUGCCUCGGCUUCCCGCCGGCGGGAGGAUGAAGGUCACCGUCGUGUCCCGGAGCGGCCGGGAGGUCGUCAAGGGCGGCAUCGACCUCAAGGACUCGGCCAAGGUCGCGGAUCUGCAGGAGGCCAUCCAUGCCAGGACAAAGAAGUAUUAUCCUUCUAGGCAGCGGCUCACCCUCCCUCUUCAACCUGGAAAAGGUGGGAAGCCAGUUGUCCUCAAUCCAAGGGCCAGCCUGUCAGAAUACUGCGAGAAGGGUUCUGGAUCAUUGACAGUGGUCUUCAAAGAUUUAGGAACACAGGUCUACUACAGCACACUGUUCUUCUUUGAGUACUUGGGUCCUCUCAUCAUCUACCCCAUGUUCUAUUAUUUGCCCGUCUACAAAUACUUCGGGUACGAGGGAGAACGGAUCAUCCACCCUGUUCAGACCUACGCCAUGUACUACUGGUGCUUCCACUACUUCAAGAGGAUCAUGGAGACAUUCUUUGUGCACCGUUUCAGCCACGCAACAUCACCCCUGUCAAAUGUCUUCAGAAACUGUGCCUACUACUGGACCUUCGGCGCUUACAUUGCUUACUACUGCAACCACCCGCUGUACACCCCAGUAAGUGAUCUGCAGAUGAAGAUUGGGUUCGGUUUCGGGAUCAUCUGCCAGAUUGCAAAUUUCUACUGCCACAUCCUGCUGAGGAACCUCAGAAGCCCAAGCGGCAGCGGCGGUUACCAGAUCCCUCGUGGCUUCUUGUUCAACAUCGUGACAUGCGCCAAUUACACCACUGAGAUCUACCAGUGGGUCGGGUUCAACAUUGCUACGCAGACUGUGGCAGGUUACAUCUUCCUUAUCGUUGCAGCAGCUAUCAUGACCAACUGGGCGCUUGGCAAGCACAGCCGUCUGAAGAAGCUUUUUGAUGGCAAGGAUGGAAGGCCUAAGUAUCCUCGCCGCUGGGUGAUUCUCCCUCCAUUCCUGUGAACAGGUGGUGGCUGUUGGUCGGCCCAUUGGGAUUCAAUGUCUACAGCAUCCCCAGCACACAGAAGUUCCAAUUCUUGAAUGUCAUGCGAACAAUUGUACUAAUCACGCCUUUUUAGGGGUUGAACUUCGACUCUGUUGUCCAAAAUUUCUAAUCCGAAAGAUGGAUUUUAUUUUAUUGCCUUGGUAUUUGUUUCACAACGUUACGUGGUCCUGUCUUAAUAUGAUCGAAGGUUCAUGUGAUGUUAUCAUCUUUCUCGCCCCAUUUGUCCAAGCAGAAGUGAAUGCAGACAUAAUUUCGUUGA
Sorghum bicolor (sorghum) is the source of this 1368-nucleotide messenger RNA. RefSeq names its product very-long-chain enoyl-CoA reductase. Bases 134 to 1066 code for a protein of 310 amino acids. Gene Ontology annotation, biological process: very long-chain fatty acid biosynthetic process. The transcript is spliced from 4 exons. The record is from RefSeq and is a predicted model, not a curated record. Gene Ontology annotation, molecular function: oxidoreductase activity, acting on the CH-CH group of donors. Lineage: Eukaryota; Viridiplantae; Streptophyta; Magnoliopsida; Poales; Poaceae.